UGCCUAUGGGCGGAGUUCCGUUGCUCGUGGGAACCGCGGUUGCGUAUGAGGUGGUGGGCGGGGCCGACCCAGAGUCAGAGGCUCUGAUUGGUGGUUGGGACUGAGAGGCGUGGCCUCUCGUAAGCCGAGUGCUGGAAUCGGAGGCGGGAUCAAAUCUGGACAUGGCUUGAGGGGCGGGUUCUUAAGCCCCUCCCACUGCCUACCUGUGCGCCCCCCUCCCUUCUCCUUCCUCUCUCCAUGUCAUCCCCGCAGAAAAAGUCGAAGAUCUCCGCCUCGAGAAAACUGCAGCUGAAGACCCUGAUGCUGCAGAUAGGGAAGCAGGAGCUGGAGCGCGAGGCAGAGGAGCGGCGCGGGGAGAAGGGCCGCGCUCUGAGCACGCGGUGCCAGCCCCUGGAGGUGGCCGGGCUGAGCUUCGAGGAGCUGCAGGACUUGUGCCGACAGCUCCAUGCCCGCAUAGACAAAGUGGACGAGGAGAGAUACGAUGUGGAGGCAAAAGUCACCAAGAACAUCACGGAGAUCGCAGAUCUGACCCAGAAGAUCCUUGACCUCCGGGGCAAGUUCAAGCGGCCCACCCUGCGGCGGGUGCGGAUCUCGGCGGAUGCCAUGAUGCAGGCGCUGCUGGGGACCAAGGCUAAGGAGUCCUUGGACCUGCGGGCCCACCUCAAGCAGGUGAAGAAGGAGGACACGGAGAAGGAAAACCGGGAGGUGGGAGACUGGCGCAAGAACAUCGAUCUGCUGAGCGGCAUGGAGGGCCGCAAGAAGAAGUUUGAGGGCUGAGCCUCCCGCCCACCCUGAGGAAUAAAGCUGUGUCUGAGCUGG
This is a messenger RNA of Myotis daubentonii (Daubenton's bat), 819 nucleotides long. It is a transcript of the gene TNNI3, whose product is annotated as troponin I3, cardiac type. The coding region runs from base 238 to 777 and encodes 179 amino acids. Gene Ontology annotation, biological process: skeletal muscle contraction; cardiac muscle contraction. The record is from RefSeq and is a predicted model, not a curated record. NCBI's taxonomy places the organism in Eukaryota, Metazoa, Chordata, Mammalia, Chiroptera, Vespertilionidae. Gene Ontology annotation, cellular component: troponin complex. The transcript is spliced from 5 exons.